GGUUGUAUCUAUCUGCAAUGCGCAGCGCCCUGAUCGCGAUUGGAAAGGUCGUGGAAGCAGCUCAAUUUCCUCUCUCCCAGAAAUUUACGUCAACUUGAGCUUUGUAUUGCUUAGGGGUUUGACAUACCGUUGCCUCACUUCCGCAUAAUCGACGCCCACCGGACAACAACAGCUUCUUGGCGGGGGGAGUCCCUACUACAUCUCUACCAAGAAUUGCGACAUCAUCGGAAUGACUCAGUAACAACGGCUGCAACCAUCUGCAGAAUGGGAUAAUGCCGCUGCCGAAGUACUUGGAGGUCGCUGUAAGGGAAGUGGCAUUGUCGAAUCCACACGAAGACUGGCCAUCACGUCGGCAACAUCUGAUCGAGUCUGGCUUCGAUGGGAGCGUGGUGGACUCCUCUGAACAUGAAAUAAGACGUUACACAACAGCUCUUGUCCAGAAAUCCAUACCCAGGACCAUUCCACCAGUUCCUAAACAAGGGAAUCUGCCACCGUCUCCCGAAUCCGAGUCCUCCUUCCCCCGCUACACGACCGACCCCCAAGCGUCGAACCUAAAAACCGUUAUUCUUCUCAUCCAGGGAUCAGGCAAUUCUAUGAAAUCCGAGCCCAUAGGUUGUGAACACAGCGAGGACGAAGAGAGCAAAAUCUGCUUGUCAGCACUUGAAAGCCGUGGGCUCCAGUCUCUGAUCAGUGGCAAUACGAUAAGGCUGGUGUGGCACAAGCCGCAAGAAAGUGGCAGGACUCAUCCAACCAUAUUUCGUGUGGUCUCAGAUGAAGAGGAGGAUCACAUGCGCGCAGAUAUAAGCUUUGGACGAAACUGGUUGAAAGGCGCACCCCUGGAGAUCGACAACCCCACUAUGGGUGGAAAACGAAAGAGAAAUCAAGGAGACGUCGAUGAAGCGGAGCGUGCUCGAGAACUGACCAGACAACAACGACCACCAACCUUUGGCAUGGGAAUGGGAGAUCCUGGAGACCCCGUCUGGGUUGGCACUGCGCUACGCGCAUAUUGCAACGCAGGUGUUCAUAGCCCGCGGUAUACCAGUUCUGGAUAUACAGAUGGCAUCGAGGAGGAAGAUAGCCAAAGUCAAGAGCGCUUUCCUUACACCAGGCAGACUACGAUGCAGCCGCCACCUGAUUAAUGUCAGCGGCAAUAUUCGAAAUGACUCACUAACCACAGAACAUCGGCAGUGCUCCGACUCAUAACCACACGAGCAGGGCGUCCCAAGAAAAAAGAUGGAAGCAGCCAGAAUAUUACACUCUCUUGCACUAGGCAUAGAGCUGCUAUAUCCCACCUCGCAACCCUGGACGAUACUCGGGAGGAUACCUUAAAUGUAUCUGCAUCGUAGUCACACGGGAAAAGGUUGCCAGCAGCACACUGACGUCUGCCGUAGGGCAUAGGGCACAUAGAUGGACGGC
This is a messenger RNA of Hyaloscypha bicolor E, 1416 nucleotides long. RefSeq lists its product as uncharacterized. The record is from RefSeq and is a predicted model, not a curated record. The transcript has 4 exons. NCBI's taxonomy places the organism in Eukaryota, Fungi, Ascomycota, Leotiomycetes, Helotiales, Hyaloscyphaceae. The annotation marks the transcript as partial.